GCUUAUAGACCAGACAAACAUCCACUACCUCCAGCAAUAAGCCACCGAGUUUCAACAAUACACCAGACUCUUUUCGGAGACCAGGCAGCACACCUGCCUGCCCCUACUAUAACUUUUGAGCGGUGCUAUUGGAUGUCGCACUAUUCCUUCGUCGCUAUUGGCCACUCGGCACGUGGAUCACCAGCGUAGUGGGGACCCGGUUUAAUAACUACUGAAACAGGAACUUUCUUGUACCAGAGUUAAGCGAGUCGUCGUUCAGAGUGGUCGUCAGUUUAUCAGCCUGAACGAACCGGUCGAAUUUACGAGUGUUUUUUUUUUGUGAACAAUUUUGGAUUAAAGUGACUUUGUGAAGUGAAAAUGCCUAUUUCGAUUAUGGCCAAAAACUAUUCAAAUUGUCCGUUGAAAAAGCGGCCGAUUGUCUUCGAAGAAGACCACGAAGAACCAGAAAAUCUUUCAACAAAACCUGAAGAUUUAAGCAGAACUGGAAGGUUGGCUUCAGUGUCGCCACCUUCUUCACUAUCGCAAUCGUUUUCCGAUCCGCGACUAUCACCAGUUUCUUCAAUUUCCAUAAACUCAACACCGCCAGCUUCACCACCAUCAGCACCAUCUCCACCACCAAGUUAUUACCAUUCUCAACCAAUCAAAGUUGAAUCUCGUCUACCAGUUUAUCCAGCGCCAAUAAGUCCUGAAUACGCUCCACAAACCUGGCACAGAAGUGUUGCCCCAAUGUACCAUCCAGCUUAUUAUCCAGUACCAUACCCACACCACUACCACCAUGAAAGUAUGUAUAUGCCACCAACCUCACCAUACAGUGACAGUUCCCUAUCACCACCACACCACAUGCAACAACCUCUACAGCCUUUAGCCCUAAGGCCAACAGUUUAUUCUACAAUGGACCAAAACUCAUUAAGUCCUAACAGCAAUUCAACAAUUUCACCACCACCACAAGCGUCCUCCUCAUCAGUCGAAGACCUAUCCGAAAAACGUAAACAAGGCAUCAGACACCAGUGUCCUGAUUGCGGAAAAAGUUACUCAACAUUUUCUGGAUUGUCCAAGCACAGGCAGUUCCAUUGCGCAGCCGGUGACGGACCGAAAAAAUCCUUCAGCUGCAAAUAUUGUGAAAAAGUGUACGUGUCUUUGGGCGCGUUGAAAAUGCACAUCAGAACCCAUACUUUGCCAUGUAAAUGUACUAUCUGUGGCAAAGCCUUUUCCCGCCCGUGGUUGUUGCAAGGCCAUAUUCGUACACAUACAGGCGAAAAACCAUUUUCCUGCACUUAUUGUAACAGAGCCUUUGCCGACAGGUCGAAUUUGAGGGCCCAUCUUCAAACACAUUCCGACGUCAAGAAAUAUUCUUGCGCCAGUUGCAGCAAAACGUUUUCCAGGAUGUCUUUGCUGACAAAACACACUGAAGGAGGUUGUACUGGAUCCAGUCCGACUUUAAUGCAUCCAGUGGAUAAAAUGUACUAAAGUGUUUGCAAUUGUUGAAGCAAAACAUUCCUUUAUUUUGGUUCCUGUUGAUUAAUUCAGUAUUUUUUGUAUCGUUGAAUUGAGAAAAUUUUUGUUCAUCAGUAUUCACAAUUGCCUUUUGAAAAAAGACUGAAAUUUUUUUGUACAUUUUUAUAAAAAUUUUGUAUAUAAGGUUUAGUUAGUAAGUAAAUUAUAAUAAUAUAUAUUUUUUGUAAAUAUUUUGCUAAUACUGUGAACCAUAUUCCUUCAAUAUUAUUCUAAUUUUGUAAGCAAACUGUUGAUCUUUGGAAUGUCUGGUUCGCAAAACUUGUUUUCUAGUCAAAUUCGAAGUGUUCAGACACUUCUCGAGAAUGUUAUUUAUCUAUGCCAUUGUAUAGUGCCUUACUUAGUCCUUUUUUUUACUUUUAAGAAUACAGAUUUUUUUUUUUGAUUUUUAUAUUAUUUUUAAUAAAAUGUGUUAUCCAUUUUUGAA
Messenger RNA from Ceutorhynchus assimilis (cabbage seed weevil), 1939 nucleotides. The record is from the annotation of a GenBank genome assembly. Lineage: Eukaryota; Metazoa; Arthropoda; Insecta; Coleoptera; Curculionidae.